CGCAAAGUUGGCAACACUGUUUGUGUCGUAUUUACAAAAAGAGUCGAAAAUCAGGCACUUUUAUCUCGUUUUUCAAUUCACAAAAACAAGAGGAAAAAUGCAAGGUUCACCCGAAAAUAGAGAGUGAUUGUGCAAGAUAAAGCAUCAGCUUGUGCGUGCGUGUACUUAAAUGUUUUUCUCUUUGUGCUUUUUACGUGAAUUUCUUCAUUUUCUGCGAGGGUGUUGCACCCGAGAAGCCAUAUAAAGAGUUGGAAGCAUCUCGUGGGGGAGAAGAGAAAAAAGGUGCUUUAGGAGAGCCUCCGCCACCGAGACAAUGGAUUAUGAGUACGAUGAGAAUCUUGCGGUGAAUGACUUCUUCGUGAUGCUGAAGAAUAAGCAUCAAAUCCUUCUGGAUACAGCACCAAUGGAGAAUUUUGUCAUUCUCAUCCCACGUCGAGGCAGCCUCCCGGAUGUCAAGACACUCGAAACGGAUUUUAUCCUGUCGCACGUUCUCAUACCCAAUGAUGAGCUACCAGGAAGUCACUUUACCACCCUUAUGGGGGAGAAGGUGAGCUGCAAUGGGGACGGCAAGAGGAUUUCCGUGGAGACAACAUCAGGACAAGUGGAGGCGCUAAUUCUCUUUGAGGAAGUCAUCUACACAAAAGACAGCUCCAAGUAUCGCGUGUGGUGCAUUAAUACACCAAUUUGGCGGCAUCCAGGUGAUUUGGGGAGACGAAAAUCCACUCCCAGCACGGAUCUGUACACAAUUCUCACAGCUCACGAUGCUGGACAACUUCUGGCCAAUGAGAUUAGUUCUCAGACAAUCUUCAAGCGUAUCCAGGCCAUUUGCCGUGAAUACAUCACCGUCAAUUCCACACAGGACUUCACAAUGGAUCAACUGAGGGACUCCAUUCAGGCACUCUUCAAUAAAUGCCUGAAGAUUGCAAUGCUCAACAAUGGUGUACUGAAGAAGAAAUGUCGUGCUGAUGCAUUCUUCCUGCGGAAUGUGAAGCUGGCCCUUGAAACGUACAUCAUGAGCCUCCUGCAUGACUUUGUCUUCGAUCGCGUGACCCUUUGCUACCUUCCGGAGGGUGAGAUCUUCAAUAGGCACCUCCGGAAUGCACUUGACCUCACACCUGAGGACUUUCGCAUUGAUGUCCGUUUCCAGGUGCAUCUGCCGCAGGUUCGCGGUGAGUUGUGUCGCAUUGAGAGCUGCACAACAGUGCUGGAGAAGAUGAAUUGCCUGAAGAAUGCCCUCAAUGUCCUCCCGCGCAAUGGAACGGAGAGUAGUGCAGUGAGUUCUGAUGAAAUAAUUCCCGUUCUUGCAUUCGCCAUCGUUAAAUCCAGCCUCACGCAUUGGAUCACAACGCUGAACUACCUGAAACGUCUCAAAUUUACGAGUUUAUGCGAUAACGGUGUGGAGGAUUACCUCCUGACGACCCUCGAGGCAGCCAUGGCAUUCCUCGAGGGGGGACUUUGUGCAAAGGGGACGAAAGAUCCCACACAACAGGAUACCCGGAUUUUGGAUCGUUUUGCUUCACGUGAGGAUUUCAUUGAGUACUUCCACGGGAAGGUUCGGGGGAAUUGUGAAAGUGAAGUGAUUCGCCUCAUGGAUGUGGCUCACAUGGAGAUUGAAUCGCUCAACAGGAAGCUCUGUCAUCCACUCUGUGAUUGCCCUGAGUGUCGUGACGUCAUGGGGCAGAGUGUCCCAGAUGUGAAUUGUGCCACAGACGACGGGCGAACGGCGUUGCAUGUGGCUGCUGCUGCAGGUCCCGCCAAGAUGGUAACGCUGCUGAUUGCUCUGGGUGCGCGCGUGAAUGUGCGUGAUCGUGAUGGGGUGACACCACUUCAUGUGGCCGCCAAAGCAGGGCAACAGAGCACGUUGCUACUCCUCCUGCACGCAGGAGCGAAGAUUGAUGUUAAAACCAACAUUGAAGCGGAAACGCCACUUCAUCUAGCAGCUGCAAAUGGGCAGGAUCGUUGCGUAAAGGCCAUUCUGUACUUCUGCGAUCACAUGCACGUCCCACAGAUAAGUAUCAAUGCAAGAAACAAUCGUGGGGAGACACCGCUUCAUUUGGCAGCUCGUUGGGGUUUUGGGAGCAUUGUGGAGUCCCUGAUGGAGUUUGGGGCACGUCGGGAUGUUCGCAAUAAGUUGGGUAUUGCUGCUGUUGAUGCAUCACACAACACCCAUAUUCGUACCCUCAUUGAGGGUGCUGUGAGUGUCUUUGCAGCACCGCAGCAGCACGUGGCUACAGCGGGGCGACGAGUGGCUGCUGGUGCUGCUAAUGGGACGCCGGAGGUGAAGGUGGAGAAGAUUAUUGAUGCCAUUGUGCAGGGUGACACAAAUCUCGCCCUCUUCUACCUGAACAUUGAUCCGCUUUGUCUCACAAAUGGUGGCCACAAAAUCACGUGCACGUGCUCCGAGGUACUCUGUCAGUGCCCCACGCAACCCGUGCGGAUCUCACCGCCAUCGCAGCAGCGUGUGCCGCUGGUGAAUGUUACCACGGAGGACGGGAUGACGCCCCUUCAUGCAGCCAUACGGUACAACAAUGUCCUCAUGACGCACACCUUGCUGGCUUUUGGGGCAAAUCCGCGCGCCAAGACGCGCGCAAUGUGGCACACACCGCUUCAUUUUGUUGCAACGGCUCAAGAGCUGGACGCCGUUGUGGUCUUCCUGGAUCACACAACCAAAGACAUCAUCGACGAUGAGGACAUCAAGGGCAAUACAGCCCUACAUCUCGCCCUUAUGGCAUCAAAUUUGAAUCUCGUGGAACUUUUGCUCAAAUACAAUCCCGACGUAACACGACGCAAUUGCGACGGGCAGCGUCCCAUUGAUCUGGCAAGGAGUAAGAUGCUCUUCAGCAUUGUCCAGCAACUUGAGAAUCUCAGCGAAAAUGCGGACUUUUGAAUUAUUUUUUUUAGCUUUUUUUAACAUUAUGUCGCGCAGCUAGUCAAACAAACUUAUUUUAUUCUUGACGCACAGAGAAAGAAAAUUCUUUUAAAAAUUCACUUUUUAAUCUUUGUUUUAUUUCACUUCUUUUCUGUUUUGUUUUGUAAUUUAUCCAACUAAAUCUGUAGUAAUCAUCAUUUUUUUGUAUAAUUUCUUCUUCAAACAAAUUGUGCUUCCAGAGACAUUCUUCUUCGGCAUUUCUACAAUAUAUUUACAAAGGAUUUUUUGUUAAUUUUAUUAUUAAUUGUUGUUUCUUUAUUAAAAAUUCUAAAUUAAAAUAAUAUAUUAAAAGAAGCUGUUUGUAUGAUUUUAUUUACAUUUUUACGAUAUUUUUCCACUAUUCUCUUUUUUUUUUCUUUCGUUUUAUCUCUCACUCCUUAAAAUAUUAUGCGGAGAGCAAAGAAACAAAAAGAAAAGAAAAUCAAAACAUGUUAAAAGAAAAGAAAAAAAACAGACAGUCACACUUUCACAUCAUACUAAAUGUUUGUAGAUUAAAAGAAAAGAAAAGACACUAAACAAGAAGAAAACU
Messenger RNA from Lutzomyia longipalpis, 3458 nucleotides. RefSeq names its product ankyrin repeat domain-containing protein 27-like. The record is from RefSeq and is a predicted model, not a curated record. Gene Ontology annotation, biological process: neuron projection morphogenesis; early endosome to late endosome transport. Lineage: Eukaryota; Metazoa; Arthropoda; Insecta; Diptera; Psychodidae. The transcript is spliced from 3 exons. Gene Ontology annotation, cellular component: transport vesicle; plasma membrane; neuron projection. The coding region runs from base 314 to 2887 and encodes 857 amino acids. Gene Ontology annotation, molecular function: SNARE binding; guanyl-nucleotide exchange factor activity.